AUGGAUGAUCACGUAGUAUCGACAUUUCCGUCGCCUCCUAGCGAAUAUUAUAGUUGUUAUACAGAGGAGAAUGUUCGGGAUGGCUUAACACCAAAGCCACCGCCAAUUAUCGAAGGCAGUUAUGAAAUUUAUGGCAUGAAAUUCGAUACUCGUGAUCCAACAAUUCGAUCGCUAGAAAGUCAAAAGAUUCAGCAAGUAUUCCGAAAAGAAAGUAGUGUAGAUCGAUUAGCAGAAAUGAGAAAGAUCAAUUUCUCCAUUUUGGUCAAUUUUAUCGAGUUACUAGAUCUAAUAACCAAAUCUCCAUUUUCACCCAAGAGGCAUGAAAAACUGAGCCAUCUUGGCACUCUUUUCAUCAAUAUUCAUCAUUUAAUUAACGAAUACAGGCCGCAUCAGGCAAGAGAGACACUCAAGGCUAUUCUUGAAUUACAGAAAAGACAAAAAUUAGAAGCUGUAGAAAAAAUUAAUAAAUGCAUCGAUGAAGUUGAAAAUAUUAUUAACACGUGCGGGAAUUUAUUGGAGCCCGUAUGUAAAGAAGAAAAAAUUGAGUCAAGCGAUAAAAAUGACAUUACGAAUACAGAGGAAAGUGAAACGAUGAAAAUUGUCAACAAUAAUGACAAUAUUCAGCUUUGUUCGCCUGUCAAUCGGUGGCUGUGUAAAAUAACGGAUGAAAUGGAAUAA
Messenger RNA from Trichoplax adhaerens, 678 nucleotides. RefSeq lists its product as uncharacterized. NCBI's taxonomy places the organism in Eukaryota, Metazoa, Placozoa, Uniplacotomia, Trichoplacea, Trichoplacidae. Gene Ontology annotation, molecular function: transcription coregulator activity. Gene Ontology annotation, biological process: regulation of transcription by RNA polymerase II. The transcript has 6 exons. Gene Ontology annotation, cellular component: core mediator complex; mediator complex. Bases 1 to 678 code for a protein of 225 amino acids. The record is from RefSeq and is a predicted model, not a curated record.